AUUUCCCCCGUUUUUUUAUUCUUCGUUGUUUGUCGUGUGGCAUCGUUUAAAGCUUGCAGAAAUGGACGAACAGGCGACGCUAUAUGGUUCUAGAUCGCAAGGGUCUAAAACUUUGUGCUGGUACUGGAAGAGGGUUGCCGUUUUCUGUGUGGUACCUGUGGUGCUAACUGUCGUUUCAGUGGCCGUUGCUGUUACGACGAUUCUACAUAACUACGACAAAUCUCGUAAAAUCUCAGAACUCACUCCCAAUUCAACCAUUCUGCUUCCCUUCAAUGGAGGACGAGUUGAUCAGGUGACCAUGGAGUCAUGGAAUAUUGACUACAACGCAUUCCUAGCACUCUACACGUUUCCGCGGAAACCAAAGUUAACUAUUUAUCAGAAGUUCUCUGCUAAGGAAGACGAUACAUUUUUGUUUGAUGGUCAGUUUCUGCCUGUAAAGUUUUACCUCAACAAAGGAUCUCGUAUGAACGUUUCAUUCUGUAGUAAUGGCAGAGUGAGACUGUUAGUUAUUCAGUACGACGGCUACAUCAGUGACCUGCAUGAUGCAACUGUCAGAAAGAAUGUGAAAUUUGCUAAGACGUUUGAUGGACAGGCAGAUGACGACAAUUGUACCUCACCAUCCAAAAUUAGCUUUCUAUGUGAAACGUCCCAUGCAUACCAGUUUGUAUUUUUGCCUUGGGAUAAUUCCAGGAGGGAAGUUGUGCCACAUCGACUUACACAUAUUGAUUUCAAUGGGAAUCUUACACAAUAUAAUAUCUCCACUGGAGCAAAUGAUCACUGCCACAUGUCUUCUAGUAGAACAAGUUGUUCUGUUGAUUUGUAUAGGGAAGCGAGUACUGUGGUUGUAGCUGUUGUGGGAAACAUUGAUACUGAUGUUGGUCAUGGUCACAUUGUCACAGGAAUGACAAUCAAGAGCAGUGUGAGGGAGGACUUUAUUGCUGUAAUUAUUGGUGGUGUAAUUGGAUGUGGAGUGACGUUGUCAUUGGCAAUUCUGUUAGUUGGAUAUGUAUGGAAGUCAACAUUCAUAAAGAAGUAGAAAUGCACCCUGCAUGUCAUGACUUUGUCAGACAUAUGAUUUAUAUAGGUCUAAGCAUGAGGUGUCAUAAAUGCAUUGAUUGUAGAUUUCUGAUUAGGCUUGUGCUUUGUUUAAUUACAA
Corticium candelabrum is the source of this 1156-nucleotide messenger RNA. RefSeq lists its product as uncharacterized. NCBI's taxonomy places the organism in Eukaryota, Metazoa, Porifera, Homoscleromorpha, Homosclerophorida, Plakinidae. The transcript has a single exon. The coding region runs from base 62 to 1036 and encodes 324 amino acids. The record is from RefSeq and is a predicted model, not a curated record.